AUCUAUCAACAAAACUGAAUUGCACUACAUGCCGCAAAUUAAGUGAUAACUCCUGAAUUUAUUCUGCGUGCCCAGAAUUGAUAUUACCUUUGUAGACCCUUUGUACUGUAUUUAUAAUUUGGUCGGCACAGAACAGAGACAUUUCAGUCACAUCAACUGCACUAGUAGAAAAUAUGACAGAAAAAUAAGCGCAAAUAUGUCUUAACCACUUUUCAAAUUACCAGCAGGCUGAAAAGCCUUUCACUUUAUUACUCAAUAACAGGAAGCUCAUUAUUAUUUAUUGGAGCAUGUGGUCAUUUGCAGACUCCAUGUCAAAUUGCACAGAAAAAAAAAACCAACCGAAGAGCUUGGCUAGGAAAAAAUUUCGAUUUUCAUUAUUUCAUUAUCUGAAAAAGAUUUCCAGUUUUCAUUCUUAGACGAAAAAUUGUCUCCGCAAUUUACUCCUAAAAAUACACUUUGAUCUAAUAAGUUGCCGCAAAGUUCACUGAUAUAUUUUUCGUUUAAUUUUCAUGGACAUAAUUAUUGGUCACAGACGGAAUUUUGCGUCCAAAGUGUCGGUUUAAAGCUACAAUUGUUUUAAAAAAUAGUAAUGGAAACAUUUAAUCUUCAAUUUCAUUAAGAUUAGCACUUUCAUCACAAUAAAUUUUUCGAUUAGAAAUAAUUUGAAUCGAAAGCAAAAUUAAUUCUUUUUCAAAUAUAGUUUUUCAGCUCGAAUUCAAAGUUUGACCUGACCUUUCAAUAGUGCAAUUUAAUUAAUUUUAGUGAACAUUUCUUUUGCCAAGCGACCGACUUUAACUCACAGCACGUAUCUAUUCACAAUAGCUGACAAAAAAACAAUAUCAACUAAAUAAUAUCAACUUGCAUUAAAACAAUCAAAUGCAUUAAGACGAAAACUUCUCAUGAUUGUCUACUUAAAGGCAAAUCAAAGGAACAAAAAAAACGUUUAAACUAUAUCUUUGGUUAGCAACUGCAUAUCGAAGGAAUAUUAAAAACAUGAAUAAGGAAAAAUGUAAAGAUUUGAUUUUCGCUGGAAACAACUUUUCAGAGUUUCAGAAAAGCUGCUGCAAUGCCAUUCAAUUGAUUUGAAACCGAGUUUAUUGAACUAUCCGAGUUUACAACUCAUUUUAUUUAGCAACCGAUUGUUCAAACCUUCUGCUCUGGUAUCAGCACUACGAAAUCGAAUGAACAAAAUCCACAUAAAUACUUCUUUUUUGUUACCAUUAUUCUCAAUUUUGACUAUUCAAAACAAAUAAACACGCAAACGAACAAUUAAAACCACACAAAAAAAACUUCAAAAAAUCAAAUAUGAUUUCCUACUACGGAACCACAGACAAUGGCGGAAGUCUAACAACGGACAACAACGAAGUGUACCAAAAAACCGAUGCCAGUGAUGAUUCCUAUUCCUACUUGUACCCUACCGGAGAUUUGUCUAUUACAGGCCAAGUGGGCGUGGUGCUGGGUGGCAUGAUGGAGUGGCUAGAGUGGUUCGGGUGGAAGACCAUAGUCCUCUUCCUCAUCAACUUCCUCUGCAUGGCUGUCUCAAUUGCCAUCAUCUUCGUAAUCAACGAGAGCUCCCGCAACGCCCAAAAACGAAGACGCCAAAACAACAAGCGUGACAGAGCCACGCCUAUGUUUACACACAACGAACAACAACAACAACAACAACAACAGCAAUCUCCAAGGACAGACUCAACACAGAUUCAGCAAAUUAACACUAUAACUCAUCAUUACUCUUCACUGUACAAACCAACUGCGAUAAAACCACAGUCCAUUUUUAAGCCUCACACAGUCGAUAUUUACGCCACACCAUCACGAAAGAUAAACCCUGACAGGUCUCAUAUUUCAAGCACAAGCGCUACGAUUAAUCACCAUUCCAUUACUGAUAUCUCAAAAAUACAACCAAAUUUCGCCUCGUAUGAAACCCAAUUUGAUAGUAAGAGUCAACAGCGCAAGACAUCUUAUGAUACAGAUCAGCCAAAUUUUCAUCCACAGAUGAGUCAAAUGGAUCAACAAAAUGUGGGACUUCCAAGACCAAACUCGGAUUUCUCGAUUGCACAGCAGUCGAUGAGCGAAUCAGCUAACAUGGCAGGCAGUUUGUCCCGAUUGAACUUGUACAGUGUGCAGAACUUGGUGCUAUCAGCCAGGGAUUCAGUCUGUUAAUAAUUUAUUAUACUUUAAACUUUAAAUGAGUUAAAUUAACUUUAUUGAUCACACAGGUGAAACCGAGCUUAGCACUACUUAUGAAGCAAAAUUUAAUAUAA
Molecule: messenger RNA, 2261 nt
Organism: Symsagittifera roscoffensis
Lineage: Eukaryota; Metazoa; Xenacoelomorpha; Acoela; Convolutidae
Exons: 4
Coding region: 1306-2160 (284 amino acids)
Source: RefSeq, a predicted model, not a curated record